Molecule: messenger RNA, 2047 nt
Organism: Pangasianodon hypophthalmus (striped catfish)
Lineage: Eukaryota; Metazoa; Chordata; Actinopteri; Siluriformes; Pangasiidae
Gene: prim2
Product: DNA primase subunit 2
Exons: 14
Coding region: 128-1675 (515 amino acids)
Biological process (GO): DNA replication, synthesis of primer
Cellular component (GO): alpha DNA polymerase:primase complex
Source: RefSeq, a predicted model, not a curated record
CGUGACGCUACCUGGCUCUGAUUGGUGCGUUUUGGGUGUGACGUCAUGUUCCCCGCGCUUCAUUCAGACCAGCUUGUUGGCGGGAUUUUGACGUCCGGAAGUGAGAGACCGCACCGGGAAAAUCAUCAUGCAGUUUUCAGGCAGGAGGAAGAAGGUGACACUAAAUCAGCAGCAUGAGCUGUAUGGCCACUGUCUGCAGUUCUAUUGUCAGCCUCCACUGGAGAACAUCUCUCUGACCGAGUUUGAGGGCUUUGCCAUAGACAGGCUGAAAUUGCUGAAGGCAGUGGAGAACCUUGGGGUGAGCUAUGUGAAGACGACCGAACAGUACAAGAAGAAGCUCCACACCGAGUUCGCCAAUCUCGGUUUCCCACACAGAGAGGAAGUGGAUGACUUGAACUCGAACAAAAAUCUAGCUGGGCCCACGGAAUAUGAGAAACGAAGGAAAGAUCACAUCUCUCAUUUCAUCCUCCGCCUGGCAUACUGCCAAACGGAGGAUCUCAGGCGGUGGUUUAUCCAACAGGAGAUGGAUCUUUUCCGCUACCGUUUCAGUAUGCUUCAGUCAAAGUACAAGACUGAGUUUCUACACAAAAAUAAUCUGAAAUAUGACACGAUAAGUGCCGAUGAAAAGAGUAAUCUAAAAGACCAGCUCAUAAACUCCAGUUACGCCGUCAGUGGAAUCACUGUUGCUGAGCAAGACUUCUACAAAGUCCCAUUCCAGGACGCUCUGGAUUUAGUGCGGACGAGGAAAGUGUUCUUGAAGGGUGGCUAUGCCUACAUUCCUCACCAGGACAUCGUGACUAUCGUUCUCAAUGAUUUCCGUACCAGGCUCUCCAAAGCACUCGCACUGACGGCGCGCUCUUUACCAGCUGUGCAAUCUGACGAGCGACUCCAGCCUCUGCUGAACCACCUCAGCCAUGCCUACGUGGGCCAGGAUUACAGCAUCCAGAAGAACAUUGGAAAAGUCUCGUUGGAACAGAUUGAUCCACUCUCUGGCAAGUCGUUCCCUCUGUGCAUGAGGCAGCUGCACAAAGCCCUGAGAGAAAACCACCACCUGCGCCACGGCGGCCGCAUGCAGUACGGCCUUUUCCUCAAGGGCAUCGGCCUCACCCUGGACCAGGCGCUGCAGUUCUGGAGAUCUGAGUUUAUCAAGGGCAAAGUGGACGCAGAUAAGUUUGACAAAGCAUAUGCCUACAGCAUCCGGCACAUGUUUGGGAAGGAAGGCAAGCGAACAGACUACACGCCCUACAGCUGCAUGAAGGUGAUUUUAUCCAAUCCGCCCAGCCAAGGCGACUACCACGGAUGUCCAUUCCGCCACAGUGACCCAGAGCUGCUGAAGCAGAAGCUGCAGUCAUAUAAACUCGCUCCUGGUGGGAUCACGCAGAUUUUGGACCUUGUCAAGGGAAUGCACUAUCAGCUGGCCUGCCAAAAGUACUUUGAACUGACACACAAUAUUGACGAUGCUGGGUUUUCUCUGAAUCACCCGAACCAGUACUUCAUGGAGAGUCAGAAGCUGCUCAGUGGAGGAAGAGAGGUCAAAAAAGAAGCGGAGAUGCCUCAAAGGGGACAGGAAAAUACGGCCAGUAAUGGUCCCAGUGCCCCUCCGUCUUGUCAGCACAACACCACUCAGCCUCUGGAUGAUAUGGGCGAUUUAGACUCGUACUUCCUCGAUGAGUAAAGCGUAUAGUCAAACAAACUGACUAUCCUUUAUUCUACACACUUUUGAAUGCUGAAAUUUUUCAUGAUUUUUCAUUGUCAAAUAUCUUUUUUUUUUAUAUGUUAACUACUAGUGGUAACAAUAUUUCAUAUGUUUUGCUGAGUUCACUAAAGAAAAAUAAAAUUUCAAUAAUGAAGACUAAGCUGACUGUUUUUAAUUUGAUCUUGACAUAACUCCAAAAACAUUUCUAAACUAUUUGCAAUAAUGCGUGUACAUUCUACAGUGUUUAUGUUCAAAAAGCAUGUCUUGUUCUGUCAGUUGUGUAUUUUUGUAUACAUUAGGUUUUUAAAGAUCCAGUUCAGUUUUCAUGCACCAAAUAAGGUCUUAAAUAAA